GGGGGAAAAAAAAAAAAAAAAAAGUGUGAUGUAUUCUUUCAGUCCGGGCCCCCCCUCUCCUCUCCAAAUCUCCACCUCCAUUCUUUUGAACCUCCUCCAGACUUUGACACCCCCAGUGAUGUACAUAGGCAGAGCCUGCCUGCUCUGAGGUCAGUUGUUGAAUGGGACAGAGUACAUUAAAGUACUGCGCUGUUUGUGCAGCCAAAAUAGCGCACACGCGGAGCCGCUCACAUCUCAAAUAGUUGGGCUUUUUUUUGUUAUUGUUGCUGUUGUUGAGCUGGACUAACGAUCCGGAGAGUUUUGGGACUGUAUUCGAUUAUUUAAAUGGAGUAAGAGUUUCAACUUUUUUUUUUCCCCCGGAUUUUGUCUUGGUUGGAUCUGCUGUGCGAUGAGUGAAGAGGAGCUGAGAAGCUCCCCCGCUGCUUUUAGAGAGUGAGGGAGGAGGAGGAUUUUUAGGGGCUGCAGCCUCGCUCGGCGACUCUCACACGGUUGCGCCGGAGCCAUCAUGAGCAGCCUGGCUCUGCCGGAGCUCAGCGGCAGCUCCAGCUUCCGAGAAGAUGCUCCCCGGCCGCCGGUGCCGGGGGAGGAGGGAGAGGGCUCCCGGCCUGCCAAAAUGAGAGCCCGGAGCCACCACCACCACCAGCAAGGGAAGGAGGACUCCGCUCCGUCCUCGCUCCUGCGCGGCUCCGAGGACGGACUGGGGGAGCCGGAGGGCAGCGCGUCCCCGGACUCCCCCUUAAUCCGCUGGACCAAGUCCCUGCACUUCCUCCUGGGAGACCGGGACGGGGCUCACCUCUUCAAGACCUUCCUGGAGCGGGAGAACUGCGUGGACGCGCUGGACUUCUGGUUCGCAUGCAACGGGUUCCGCCAAAUGGACUUAAAGGAUACCAAAACGCCGCGAGUGGCCAAAGUGAUCUUCAAGCGGUACGUGGAGACCAGCGGCGUGGUGGCCCAGCGGCUCAAGCCCGCCACCAAGACCUUCAUAAGGGAUACUAUCAUCAAGAAGCAGCAGGUCGACUCGGCCAUGUUCGACCAGGCGCAGACGGAGAUCCAGUCGUACAUGGAGGAGAACGCGUACCGGAUGUUCCUGACCUCUGACAUAUACCUCGAAUACGUGCGCGCCGGCUGCGAGAACGCCGCCUACAUGAGCGGCCACGGCCACGGCGGGCUGGGCUCCGGCCUCAAGCUCAUGUGCGGAUACCUGCCUCCCCUCGUGGAGGAAGAGGAGUGGACUUGUGCGGAUCUCAAGGCCAAAACUUUGGGUUCUGUCGUGGGACUGUCUGCAAAAAACUUGAGGGCUACAGCCACCAUAAGGACAGCGGCUGAAGUCCUGGAGAACAGCUACAGGUCCCACCGCCGAGGAGACCCUGCCAGUCCAUACUUUGUCAACUCUGGCUACAUCUUUGCCCCUGCCACCAGUGCCAACGACAGCGAGAUCUCCAGCGAUGCCACAACAGACGACUCCAUGUCUAUGACCGACAGCAGUGUAGAUGGAAUCCCUCCGUACAAGGUGGGCACCAAGAAGCAGCUCCAGAGAGAGAUGCAUCGCAGUGUUAAGAUCAACGGUCAAAUCACGCUACCCCACUUCCCCAGGACACACCGGCUGCCCAAGGAGAUGACCCCCGUCGAGCCCUCGGCUUUUGCCGCCCAGCUCAUCGCCAAGCUGGAGAAGCUGAAGCGAGAGCAGGACACAAUGAGCUCGCUGGAGGAGAGGCUACAGCAGAUCCAGGAGGAGGAUGAAAGGGAGGAGAGCAAUGACCUGAGCAGCGGCCCGUCCCUCCACCAGCCUCUGCUGCCGCCGGGCGGCCAGGGUGAGGAGGACCCCCAGGCCAUCCUGGACGAGCACCUGUCCCGGGUGCUGAAGACGCCCGGCUGCCAGUCUCCGGGCGUGGUGCGGCACUCGCCGCGCUCGCGCUCCCCGGAUCAGACCGGUACGCUGGUGUCCUCCGGUCACGGAGCCUUCUUCGACGCUUACAACGGCACCGCCAAGGUUCUGGUGGCCGGCCGGCAGCCCACCAAGCACAUCCACCACCAUUACAUCCACCACCACCACGCUGGGCCCAAGACCAAGGAGCAGAUCGAGACGGAGGCGGCUCGGCGCGUGCAGUGCCUCUGCCCUCCAGGGGGCGCCAAUUAUUCCGACUUCACACCUGCGCGCUGCAGCACUUUGUCCAGGCGGCCGGUCAAGGCCUGCGAGGAGGGCGUGUGUUCGCCAUGCCUUCCUCUCGUCUCCACCGACCGCUCUCAGAAUGUUUGGCAGUGGAUCCUGGAGAGCGAGCGGCAGGGCAAGCACAAGCCACACAGCUCUCAAGGCCUCAAAAAGCCCAACCCGCUCGACUCCAAGAUCCUCCCUGCUCGAACCAACUCCUCGUGGGGCGGAGGAGGGAUUGGCAACGGCGCUCAGUUCCGUGGCCAUCAUCCAGGCCACCCUUUCAUCCAGGAUCCAGCCAUGCCACCUUUACCCCCACCCAACACGUUGCAGCAGCUGGAGGAGGCCUGCCGCAGGCUGGAGGAGGUUUCCAAACCACCAAAGCAAAGGCAUUCAACAGCAGCCAGCAGCCUUCAGAGGGACAGGAGCCAUCCAGCUGUUGCCUUCCCCGCUGGAGGCAGCUCUCCAGCCAACCCCGGACCCCAGGCAGACGAGUCUAAGGAGCUGGUGGUCACCUACUUUUUCUGUGGAGAGGAGAUUCCUUAUCGCAGCAUGAUGAAGACCCACUGCCUCACCCUGGGUCACUUCAAGGAACAGCUUAGCAAGAAAGGCAACUACCGGUACUACUUUAAGAAGGCGAGCGACGAGUUCGAGUGCGGAGCAGUGUUCGAGGAGGUGAUGGAGGACGCCACUGUGUUGCCCAUGUACGAGGGCAAGGUCCUGGGCAAGGUGGAGCGGAUGGACUGACGGCCAGAGCCCAGCCAGGCCUUUCCCUGCCCAACCAAAAGCUAAACUGUCCCUAAAAAACUCGAGCAAUGGACUCUGUGUAAAACACUCUUUUAUUAUUAUUAUUAUUAAUAUUAUUAUUAUUAUUAUUAUUUCGUAAUAUUAAGCUAAACAGAGUUAAUAUAUCCAGCACAAGAGGAGUGAUUGAAGGAAGAUGAGCCAAUGAAGUAUGCCGAACUCAGAGGAGGUGCUGUGCCUCCCUGACUCUCUCUACCAACCAGCCUUAGAAACACAAGGGAACGACAUGCCAGACUUCCAGGACCCCCACGGGAACGAGGACGAUGGUCGGAGGCCGGCGGAGGGGGAGCCCCCGCCUCCUCUUGAACAUAACCACUGAAGAUGUAGAUGACUGUUGUGACGUGACGCCAGAGCGAUGGUGCGUCGGCACCGGCCUAGCGGACUAGCAGCGCCACCAACCUGCUCUUAACGUUACACUCCGACAUUGUUACAAAAAACAUCCAUACGUGUGCAUAUACAUACAUGCAUAUAUGUAUAUAUACAUGUAUUAUAUAUAGAGAUGCUUUUUUGUAUUGAGUUGAAAGUUUUAUUUAGUAUUUAUUGAAAAAGAAACCCCAACCUUUCCCUCUUGGUACCCUCCCCCUUCCCGUUUCCAGCCAAUGGGCAAGCUGCUUUGAAUGUUGGGAGAAUACUGUGGUGAUACUGUUUCAUGUUUUGUUUUUUUUUUGGUUUGUUUUUAAUGUUUAAAGGUUGUCACACUAGCCUAACUCCUCCCAUUGCCUUGUUGCCACGUCUGAUCCGAACUAACAACCUUAGCGAGGGUCUUUGUCCAAGGCUCGGCCCACUAUUCCGACGGUCAGUUCCCGGUCUUAUAUGCUGCUGAUAGUUUGUAAAGUCCAGUUUUGCCACUCUUAGCACCUGCCAGCGCUCGUUGUCUCCCCCCCAACCCUCUCUCUUUUGUUUUCUUCCCUCUUUGGCGACAGAGCUCAAUCUUUUUUGUUGUGCCUUUGUUUGUAAACCAGGCAUUGCACAGGGAUGCAGGGGAAGGGAUGGGUGGGGGGGGGGUUAGAAAAACGUUCAAGACACACACGAAGAGGAGACCUAAUAACGGCAGUGUUUACAGCCCGUAAACCAAAAUAACUCAUGGCAACAGGAAUGAGUUUGGGUCACUGAGAAGGGGCUUCUUGAAGAAGUCGGCUAGCGUGUCAAAAAACACAAAACAACUACAAAAAAAAAAAAGAAAAGAAGCAAAAACGGUGAAGAAACAUGGCUCCAGUAUCUUUUGAAUGUUGUUACGGUAACAUCGUAUACAGCAGAGCUCCUGCGUACAUUGUAAUUAUGCAUUCUGAAGUAUGGAUACGGACACAUGUGAUGCACACACAGAAUACACAAGCACACACCAACUCCACACGACUGCUGGUGUUUUAUGAGUACAGCACCUGUGCCUACAUGGACGCCAUACCAUGUGCUACCCUGUUUCAGGGUUUUAAUAUAUAUCCCUUAGUUUUCAGAAGGGUUUUAUGUUGAAAAGAUAUUUUUAUGCUUUUAAUAAUGUCCUGUAAUCAUGUUUGUCGUUUUAUUUUGUUUGUUCGUUUUGUUUUUACACCAUGGCCUUUUUUUCAUUCUAUGUAAACUGUAAAUUAUACAUUAUAUACAGAGUUUCAUUUAAAGAUUUACAUGGACCUAUAAUUAUUGUAAUUAUUGAGAGAUGUAGCCUUUAUUAAAGUUUUAUAUUUUUCAAAUGAAA
Messenger RNA from Cololabis saira (Pacific saury), 4640 nucleotides. RefSeq names its product axin-2-like. Bases 506 to 2896 code for a protein of 796 amino acids. Gene Ontology annotation, biological process: negative regulation of canonical Wnt signaling pathway. The transcript has 11 exons. Lineage: Eukaryota; Metazoa; Chordata; Actinopteri; Beloniformes; Belonidae. The record is from RefSeq and is a predicted model, not a curated record.